AUGGGUGUGAUUCUCAAGAUUUUGCAGCGCAUGUUCGAGGAUGGGUAUCAAGACGAGAAGGAUGAAAGUCAGGAGCUAAGAACAAUGUUGGAGGAGAAUUUCAUCACUCCUGACCAGGUCUCGCCUUUGCAGCUGGUGUGGUUAGUAUUUUGCAGCCUUGGCCCCACGCUCCUUCCAACCGUCUACCGCUUCGUCAAUGGCUAUGAAGACUUUUUGUUUUCCAGCCACCCCGCUGUGAGGCGAUGCCAGUAUGCAUACUUGCUCAUAACUUUCUCGACUUCAGCACACCUGCUCAGUUCCUGUUAUGAUCUGAAUGAGCGCCUGGAGAACAUGCAACUCGCCACGCUGGCAACCUUGUAUCUCGUUGCGCCCACCAAGCGCCGUGCUGUACUUGCUGCCACCUACAAGCGUCGCUUCAAGAAACUGGUACUCAUGCCGACACCUCAAAAUUCAGUAACUACUCCUCUUGCCGAAGCAGAAGUCCAGAGGGUCACAACUGAGGCUGGCAGAACUCUCUCAGAGGGCUUUGGCCAGUUGAGAUAUGUCAUGGACCAGAGGGAGCAGAAUGCUUGGAAGCUUUUCCAGAUUGAGUACGAGACAGCUUGUGGAGUUGAGAAAAGCAGUCCCAGUCCAACUUUACAUGGCACCACUUCAUCCCAUGCCGAUUCUGCCUUCACGGAUGAUGAUGAUAAUGACAAUCAUGAUGCCAACAAAGGCACCUUCUCAUACCUUGCAACACGCAAAUUUGCUUUGCUUCAACUCUUAGCCAGGUCAGAUUGCUUGGUACUGGAGGUGAAAUCGCAAGUGGUAGCCUUGGUUCUCACAAUGAUAGUGGUGAUGUGUGCUCUCAUUGUUGGGUUUUCCAUUGGGUUGAUGCACGGUCAUCAUGCAAUCACUCCAUUGUUUUGCGUGAUUUUCUUGCCACUCAUUGUGAUCGGGAUGCUUCUCAUCUUGAACAAGCUGGUGAUGCUGGAGGUCUACCUGUACGAGGAUACCUUGAAGAUUUUACAGUCUUGGCGUGAGCGCAUGGAACGACUAAGGUAUGCAGUCACUCUUCACAAAGCCAGCACCGCGAAUCGGGCGGAACAGGAGAGCUUUUUCCACAGUCUCAUCGACCCUGUGGCUGGCCUGAUUGACUACACCAAGAACUGGCAAAAACGCGUCAAGAUCUUUGGCCUAAAUGCAUCUAGCUCGCGCCGGAAUCGCAUUCUGCUGUCCAUCAUCGCGUACUUUGGCCUUGUGUUUUGGCACUUCUUGUCACACAAAACAUGGUACAUAGAGCUGCAACAAGAGUUUUCAACGAUUGCCAUGUCUCAUGGCGUAGUAGUACUUCCGGAGUAG
Messenger RNA from Durusdinium trenchii, 1341 nucleotides. The record is from the annotation of a GenBank genome assembly. NCBI's taxonomy places the organism in Eukaryota, Dinophyceae, Suessiales, Symbiodiniaceae.